Messenger RNA from Stylophora pistillata, 1657 nucleotides. RefSeq names its product adenosine receptor A3. The record is from RefSeq and is a predicted model, not a curated record. Lineage: Eukaryota; Metazoa; Cnidaria; Anthozoa; Scleractinia; Pocilloporidae. Gene Ontology annotation, biological process: G protein-coupled receptor signaling pathway. Gene Ontology annotation, cellular component: plasma membrane. Gene Ontology annotation, molecular function: G protein-coupled receptor activity.
UAGCCAUAAAUAGUUUUGCGGCGCUUUUUUCGGCAAAAUCCUGGAUAAAAUGGUGAACAAUACAUCGUAUUUAGCAUUUAACACCAGUCUAAAGAUAUCUCCUUCCAAGGCAGAGGGCAUUGCACUGUGCAGCUCUUUCAUUUUGACCUCCGUUUUCAGCGUCGCAGGAAACUCUCUUGCCCUUUUUCUCUUUGCAGUUAACAAGAAACUUCGUAAGAAGAGUUUAUUCCUAAUUAUCAACAUGGCGUUUGCUGACCUUAUGGUUGGAACAUUAUGUUUGCCCAUUUACGUUUACUUUGUUGGGGAUUAUUUCCAGCUUUGGACGAAUCAAUUGAAGGAUUUCUUGUCAUCUGGGUACUACACGUUCAUUGACAGCAUCUUUACCCAGGCUUCGAUAAUUUCUGCAGCUUUCAUAUCCUGUGAAAGAUUUUACGCAGUAUACUGGCCUCUCAAGCACCGAACAUUAAUGAGGGCACAUCGUGUUGCUGUAAUUCUGGUUUGGAUCUUAGCUUUUCUUAUUUCUGGGCUCUUUAGUGGACUUUGGCUCUCAGUUUCAACCCCCAAAUAUUCUAUAUUUGUUUGGGCGCCGUAUAUCUUGAUUUUAACUCUUGUAAUCUGCUCCAGUAACUUAUGCAUAUGGAAGAAACUUCGACGGGGAAGUCUCGCCUCGCAGCGGAACAGAUCUGCGCCAAACAAACGCUUGACAAAAACUCUACUUUUUGUAUCAAUUAUUUCUUUACUUUCGUGGCUUCCGUUAGUUAUUACGAACGUUUGGAUAAUGUUAACUAGCUUCAGUUCGAUAUCACAUGAAAUAUAUUUCAUGGUAAAUGUUAUUAAUUAUUCCAACGCAUUUGUCAAUCCAGUCGUGUAUGUACUGAGGAUUCCUGAGUUCAGACAGGCACUGGGUUUGUGCCCUUUAAGGAGGGGAACAACUAGGAUGGAACGUAAAGGCAGAGGAAAUAACAUGACAGGAAUUUUGACGCCAUCGUCUGAAGUAAAAACGUUUGGAAAAGAUUCAAGAAUCCAACAGGGCGUGCAGUUCGUAACUAAUGAAGACAUUGCAGAAGACGUUUUGGAUACCGAGCUGUGAUCGUGGCAUGAAAGAUCGAAGUUGCUGAUUGUUCUUCCUAUUUUAAAUAUUACAAACAAAAACUUUCGCCUCUUGACUUUAGUCUUAGAGACGCCAAAACUGCUGAUGAACAAUACGCUGCGAUCUGAAAUCUCUAUUGCCUGCGGCGUUAUGACGGAUUUCGAUGUUCGGGAUUGAAAAAUAUAUGUACAACGGAUGUUUGCAAAACAAAAACAAUCUUAAAAACUAAGGCUGGCGAAAGCUUUUUCUUUCCUUUUUUUAAAAGAAUCUUCAAUCUGAUAGAGUCAGGUUCCAUUUUUGGUUUCAGAUAUAACCUCGAGUAAUAGGCAAAAUUAGUUUCACGUUUCCUAAAGGACGGGAUUUCGAUGAAUAUAUUGUUUCUUGAGGAGAACUGAAGAACCGACAAAGAUUUGAUAAAUUGUGUAAUAUUCGCCGUUCGUAAAGAUAUUAAAAUUGUUUUACCACAAAUUUAACAGCCGAUCUGUUGUAACAGAUCAUUUCUGGCUGCAAAUUUCAGGACACUGAGAGCAUUUGAGAACUCCUGAUAGGCAUCGUAAAUAAAUUUCG